AUCGCUGGGAGAAGAUCUUCAAGGUCACACAGGAAGUUAUAGGUCUGACCAAUCAGAGCAGGAUGUUGGCAGGUUUGGCAGUUUUAACCUCUGACCCUGCAGCAGUUAUGGACCUGGAUCAGGACUCAGGGAUUCCUGCUGUUGUUCUCCAUCAGACUGCAUCUCCAUCUCCUCACUGCCACACUGAAGACGAAGAGGAGUAUCUGAACCAGGAGAAACACGGGGGCCAUAGGGAACAGAACACCAAAGUUCAUAGGUUGGAUGACGUUUCAGCAGGUCAUUGUCACCUGGUGAGGCAGAGCUCCAGAGGAUCGAUUGUCCACGUGGCCAAAAAUCAGCUCAACGCCGUGACCAACGUUCAGAUGUUUGUAGAGCUGAAGGAGCUGGUGAAAGACAAGAACCAAGACCUGCAGUGGAGGGAGACGGCUCGAUGGAUCGGGUUUGAGGAGGAUGUGGAGGAGGAGACGGAGCACCGGAGAAGACCUCACAUUGCUUCGAUGUCCUUCCACUCCCUGCUGGAGCUCCAAAAACUCCUCUCCCACGGUGUCGUACUCCUGGACCUGAAGCAGAAAACUCUGCCAGACAUCGCUCAGCAGGUCGCGGAGCAGAUGGUGAUCACAGAUCAGAUUAAGUCUGAAGACCGAGCCCAUGUGCUGAGAACUUUGCUGCUUCCACACAGUCAUUCCAGUGAUCAGCAGGAUCACAGCUGGUUCAGCAGGAACAUCUCAUUCACCAGCCGUUCCUCCCUGAUGGAGAUACACAAUGGCCAAUCAGAGCUUUGCACAAAGGUGACCAAUCACAGCGAGGCUGAUGUCAACAAGAACGAGGGCAGAUCAAAACAUGACGGGAAGCUGAUGGACAAGAUCCAAGAGCGAGCUGAGGCCACUGUCAUCCUUGCGGGCCAUGUGGGGUUCCUGGACCAGCCCUCCAUGGUGUUUGUACGUCUGCAGGAGGCGGUCUUGUUGGACUCUGUUUUGGAGGUUUCCAUCCCAGUCAGGUUCUUCUUCCUCCUGCUGGGCCCUCCAACUGCCAACAUUGACUACCACCAGAUUGGGUGCUACAUCUCCACACUGAUAUCAGACAAGCAUUUUCAUGAAGCAGCAUACCAAGCAGAGAAGCAGCAGGAUCUAGUGACAGCCAUCAACCGUUUCCUGGACUGCAGUGUAGUUCUCCCCCCGUCUGAAGUCAGCAGUAGUGAGCUGCUUCUCUCACUCACUCGUUUCCAAAGAGAAAUUCUUCAAGGAGGAGAGAAAGAGCAGAGCAGCCAGCUGCAGGAGAAACAGAUCAGCCUUCAGCAGGACAAAGACUCUCUUGUACACUUUAAGUCCAGCGAAGUUCCUCUGAGGCGUUCGGGUCGUCUCUUUGGAGGUCUGAUCAAAGAUGUGAUGCGGCGAUACCCUCAGUACCUCAGUGACAUUCAAGAUGCUCUGAACCCUCAGUGUAUGGCAGCCAUUAUCUUUAUUUACUUUGCUGCUUUAUCUCCUGCCAUCACCUUUGGUGGACUGCUCGGUGAGAAGACAGAGGGUCUGAUUGGUGUGUCGGAGUUGAUAAUUGCCACGGCGUUGCAGGGCAUCGUUUUCAGCGUCCUGGGAGCUCAGCCUCUGUUGGUGAUUGGUUUCUCUGGACCACUGCUGGUUUUUGAAGAAGCUUUCUACACAUUCUGCAAAGACAAUGAGAUAGAGUACUUGACAGGUCGGGUCUGGAUAGGGUUUUGGCUGGUACUGAUUGUCAUCCUCACUGUGGCCUUGGAGGGAAGCAUCCUGGUUCGUUUUGUUUCUCGCUUCACUCAAGAGAUCUUCUCCUUUCUCAUCUCCCUCAUCUUCAUCUAUGAGACCUUUGCCAAGCUGGUCAAGAUCUUUAAGGAGCACCCACUCCAGAACUGUUUCCAUGGAAACAACACUGGGUCUCUAUCUUUGUGCAACUACUCCAUGACUGCUGGGAGUCCUGGUAAAGCUGUUGGAGAACCAAACACCGCGCUGCUCUCAUUGGUCCUUAUGGCGGGAACAUUUUUCAUUGCUUUCUACCUGCGGAAGUUCAAGAACAGUUCCUUCUUCCCAGGAAGGAUUCGUAGGAUCAUUGGAGACUUUGGCGUUCCCAUUGCAAUCCUCAUUAUGGUUCUGGUGGACUACAGUGUGGAAGACACCUACACCCAGAAACUGAACGUGCCCAGUGGAUUCUCCGUGUCCAGUCCAGAGAAGCGUGGUUGGCUGAUUUCUCCGUUAGGUUCGGACGGGCAGUUUCCAGGUUGGAUGAUGGGAGCCAGCAUCCUGCCGGCCAUCCUGGUCUUCAUCCUCAUCUUCAUGGAGUCCCAGAUCACAGCGCUGAUUGUCAGUAAGAAGGAGAGGAUGCUGGUGAAGGGAACUGGGUUUCACCUGGACCUUUUAAUUAUUGUAGUGGUGGGCGGAGUCUCAGCCCUGUUCGGUCUGCCUUGGUUAUCUGCUGCCACGGUUCGCUCAGUCACCCAUACCAAUGCGCUGACCGUCAUGAGCAAAGCAGUAGAGCCUGGAGAUAAGCCUCUCAUCCAGGAGGUGAAGGAGCAGAGGGUGACGGGGUUUUUGGUGGCGGUUUUAGUAGGUCUGUCCAUCGUUAUCGGAGAGGUUCUACGUCAAAUCCCCCUGGCGGUGCUGUUUGGUAUCUUCCUCUACAUGGGUGUGAUGUCCCUGAAUGGGAUCCAGUUGACAGAACGACUUAUCUUCCUGCUGAUGCCACCAAAGUACCAUCCAGACCACAACUACGUCCGCAAGGUGAGGACGCUAAGGAUGCACCUGUUCACCCUGGUCCAGCUGACAUGUCUGUCUCUGCUGUGGGUUGUCAUGGCGACUGCAGCGGCGCUGGCGUUCCCCUUCAUGCUGCUGCUGACCAUCCCUCUGAGGAUGCUGCUGCUGCCCUGCCUCUUCAGCCCCAGAGAGCUUCUGAGUCUGGAUGCUGAUGAUGCAGAGCCCCACCUAGAGGAGAAGGAGGGUCAGGACGAGUACUCUCAUCUGCAGAUGCCCAUAUGAGGUGCUGCAGAGCUCUGAUUGGAUCAGAACCGGACCAUUUACACCUCCUAAACAUUUGUCAUUUUACUGCUUUCCUUAAUUCUGAACCUGAAAUGCUUUUCUGUAAAGAACCGGAAGUUGCUGCUCAGUAAAAAGUUCUGAACAAA
This is a messenger RNA of Girardinichthys multiradiatus, 3145 nucleotides long. It is a transcript of the gene slc4a2a, whose product is annotated as solute carrier family 4 member 2a. The transcript is spliced from 20 exons. Gene Ontology annotation, cellular component: apical plasma membrane; basolateral plasma membrane; plasma membrane. The record is from RefSeq and is a predicted model, not a curated record. The coding region runs from base 63 to 2999 and encodes 978 amino acids. NCBI's taxonomy places the organism in Eukaryota, Metazoa, Chordata, Actinopteri, Cyprinodontiformes, Goodeidae. Gene Ontology annotation, molecular function: monoatomic anion transmembrane transporter activity; solute:inorganic anion antiporter activity. Gene Ontology annotation, biological process: regulation of intracellular pH; monoatomic anion transport; transmembrane transport.